Portunus trituberculatus (swimming crab) is the source of this 1191-nucleotide messenger RNA. Its product is annotated as extensin-like. The transcript has a single exon. Lineage: Eukaryota; Metazoa; Arthropoda; Malacostraca; Decapoda; Portunidae. The coding region runs from base 1 to 1191 and encodes 396 amino acids. The record is from RefSeq and is a predicted model, not a curated record.
AUGCGAGAAAUGGAGGGAAAGGCGGCCUUGUGGUGGCUCGGCCCCUUCCAACCCCCUCACGUCAAGAACCUGUACACGGAAUGCCCCGCGCCAAAGAAGGGCUGGGGGUCGAGCCUGCCGGUGGUAGGCCCGAUCCUGGCUGCGCGUCGCACCGCGCAGCACGUGGCCUGCCUCCAGGCCACGAGGGCCACCCUGCAGCAGCAGCACCUGCUGUUCACCGCCCGAUGUCUGGUGUGGUGGGCAGCGGGGGUCCUGCUGGCCGUGCUGCAGCGCCUCUUGUGGCCAAGGCUGAGGCAGCCACGCGUGCCACGCCCUGCUGGCCCUGAGGUGACUGAGCGACCAGGGACAGGUCAGCCCAAUCUGAUCCUGUAUGGCGCAGUGUCCCCGCAGCAGGUGUCCGCAGCAAUGAGGUGCGCGUGGCACUACCACUUGAUGAUGCGCCUCCACCGGCACCUCCACAGGCCACACACCAAGGCCCUCCCCUCCACCACUGCCCUCCAGCAUCGCCUUGCCCCGACCCCAAUCACCGCCAGUGCUCCAAGUCCCGCCGUCUUCAAGUGUUCUGCCGAGACUUUCAUGCCACAUGUUGCCGCAGCUCUCCUGCAGACUGGUGUGGCCGGCCGUGCCCCCAACACUCCCCCCCCUCCCAGCCACCUUCCCCCUGUCACGGCGGCUUCUCCCCGCCGCUGCCUCCCCACCGGACAUCUCACAGCUUCCCCUCCCCUUCACCAGCCAUCUUCCCCGUCACAGCGACUCCUCCCCAUCGCUGCCUCCCCACCGGAUAUGUCCCAUCCUCCCCGUCACUUCACCAACAUCCAUCUCUCGGCCUCAGGAGUCUCCUCCCAGACUCCUCCAUCAAAAUUAUCCCGUCACACUCCCCCCAUACUCAGACCUUCCCCACCUGAGUCCCACACUUCCCCACCAGACUUCUCCUCCCUCAUGCCGCACCACACACUUUGUCCCAACCAUCCAAGCCGUGGCCACCAACACCGGCCCCCAAGGACCUUCAGUCCUCGGUUCCAGCGUCCCCAACAAACCCAUCGUCCCCCCCGCCAUCACCACUACAACCCCGUCCCCCUUACCAACACUGGUCCCAACAUCAACACCAACCCCCUUACCAAUCACGUCCACAAUAUCCCCACCGUCCCCCACACCACCCACGGCCCCCACACCAGCAGGAGACACGUAUAA